AUGGAUGAGUGGAAAGCCAUUGGCGGGCAACGCUUGAUAGACGCUGAUAAAAACCAAGUAACCCCCUUCCCCCUUCACACCCUCGACUCCCAGACCCUUUACGCCUGGCACAUCCUCCCCCUGGGCCUCUACGUCCGGCAUGAAUCCGCCCUAGCCGCCCAAGACCGCUCUUCCAACGACGGGUUUGUGCCAGACAUCACCACCACCGUCAACUUCAAACUCCUGCGCGACGACCCCGAAGCGAGGCUGGUGCUUUAUUUCCAUGGCAACGCAGGCCACAUCACGCAAUCCAUCCGCCCGCGCUCCUUCCACGCUCUCACCUCGGUCUCGUCCAAGAUCCAUGUCCUGGCCAUCGACUACCGCGGCUUCGGCCUCAGCACGGGCUCACCGACGGAGCAAGGCCUGAUUCUAGAUGCCAGAGCGGCCGUCGACUGGGCUACCCAGGUUGCGCGGAUCCCACCGGAGAGGAUCGUGUUGUUGGGUCAUAGUCUAGGGACGGCGGUGGCGGCUGCUGCUGCUGCCGAGUAUUGUUGUACUUCUGGGGCUGGGCCUGGCUGUUGCUCAUCGGAUGAUGGAACUGAACCUAACAGAGACGAUAAUCACGAGACUCAGGCAAGGAGAGAAGAAGAACCGAUGGAAUUUGCCGGAAUCAUCCUCGUAGCUGCCUUCUCCUCCCUCCCCACCAUGCUCUCCGGCUAUGCCAUCGCCGGCUGGAUCCCCGUCCUUCGCCCGCUUUCCUUCUGGCCUUGGCUACUCGACAAACUCAUUUCACGCAUCGUGGACAAGUGGCCCAGCGCUGAGCGACUUACCCGCCUGACAAAGUCUGCUAAGACGGAUGGCCGGAGGCUGAAUCUGACGCUUCUUCACGCCAGAGACGACUGGGAUAUUCCAUGCCACGAAGAUGAUAAGCUUUUCAAGGGCGCGGUGAGGGGAUUGGUGGAGGCGGAUCUGGGGGUUGAAAAUCAGCAUGGAACGGGUGAGCAGGAGGUUGAGCACGAUGAUGAGCGUGAGAGGAUUAGAAGGGAGGAGGAGAGGGAGGUGGAAAGCUGUGUGGAGAACUUGUUAGAGAAGGAGAAGGGGAAGAGGACAGUGGAAAGGUGGAUGGGAGAUGUGAGGAAGGAGAGUGAGAGGGCGUUUGUGACGACGUGGGAGGAUGAGGGGGUGUGCAUUAGGCAGGAGUUAUGGCCUUAUGGUGGACAUAAUAAUCUCAUGUACUACGCGCCGGUGCCAAUGGCUGUUAUGAGGGCAUUUGGGCUUGCUGACCAGCCUGAACAUAGCCGGGAUUAAUGGCACAUUGGUAGCUCAUACGGAGACAUUUACGAAUAGACUUUCAGUUCA
This is a messenger RNA of Neurospora tetrasperma FGSC 2508, 1338 nucleotides long. RefSeq lists its product as uncharacterized. The coding region runs from base 1 to 1287 and encodes 428 amino acids. The transcript has 3 exons. Lineage: Eukaryota; Fungi; Ascomycota; Sordariomycetes; Sordariales; Sordariaceae. The record is from RefSeq and is a predicted model, not a curated record.